Messenger RNA from Aphidius gifuensis, 4965 nucleotides. RefSeq names its product fasciclin-2 (gene Fas2). The coding region runs from base 524 to 3211 and encodes 895 amino acids. Gene Ontology annotation, molecular function: protein binding. Gene Ontology annotation, cellular component: neuron projection; membrane. Gene Ontology annotation, biological process: cell adhesion. The record is from RefSeq and is a predicted model, not a curated record. Lineage: Eukaryota; Metazoa; Arthropoda; Insecta; Hymenoptera; Braconidae. The transcript has 9 exons.
GGCCAGCGUGACGACAACACACGAGAGAGUCGAGAGAGUGAAAAAAAAAAAAAUAUAUCCGUUGGUGCCUGUAGGUUUGCGCGCGAGCACAGGCCACAGUUGCUUGUUACUCGAGUGAGCACCAGUGAGCGGUGAGGCAGUACGCGUAGCCUUAAAUAUUUAUCUUGAAGAAAAAAAAAAAAAAAAUAUAUACAAGUGAAUUAAUAAAGUACACUCAUCGAGUCAUCAUUGAAUAAUCUAGAUGUGUCAUCACACCUAUUUUACAAUAAACCAUAUUAUUAAACUCCAAAAAAAAAAAGAGUAAAAAAACAAAAACAAAAGACGAUCAAGUGAUUUUUUUGCAGGAGUGUGUCAGUGUUAUAAAAAAAAAAAAUAACUUGCUAAACAAUAGUUACUAAAUUUAUCAUUAUUUGUUGAAGAUACUUGAAUUAUUUCAAAAAGUAUUUGUUGGUUUUUUUUUUGUUUAUUUUUUUUGUUUGUUUGGUGGACAUUUUGUCGAAGAGUAAUUUAACAAGUUGAGACGAUGGCGAGUUUAUCGAGUGGGUGUUCAGCCGCUGUUGCGAUCGUAGUACUACUACAUCUAGCAACUAUCAAUGCAGAGCUGGAAAUUCUACCAGCUGGUGAUGUCCAAUCAAAACCAAGUGGAACUCAAAUUAUGUUAACAUGCAAAGCCAAAGUUGAAAAUAUUAAUUUAAUUAGUAAUAUGGAAUGGAGAGAUCCAUAUGAUCGUGUCGUUAGCCCUCUCAAUCUCGUCGUGUUGCCGAUCGAAAGGUCAAAGAAUAAAGGAGGAGACAAUGCAGAUAUGUAUACAGAAUCACAAAAUGGAAAUUUACAACUUGUAUUCAAUUCAUUGAAAGCUGAUCAAGCUGGUAGAUAUGUUUGUACAGCAACAUAUGCCAACAAUGAGCCAUUAUCAAAAUCUGUAAAAAUUGAAAUUGUUGAUCCAAUAACAUUUACAAAUGCACCAAAGUAUCAAUAUCCAAUAAUAAAUGAAGAAUAUACAAUUCAAUGUCAAGUUACAGCAAGACCACCACCAACAGUAACAUGGUAUCGUGAUGAUGUACCAAUAUCAUCAGAUGAAAAUCAAUAUGUCGUUGAAACUCAUGGUUUAAAAAUAUUUAAAGUUCAACAAAGUCAUGAAGGUGUUUAUAGAUGUCGUGCAUCAGUACCUGAAACUGGUUCAUUUUUUGAUAGAAUAAUUAAUGUUGAAGUACAUGAAAGACCAACAAUUGAAAAAUUUAAAUCAAACAUUGAAAUAAUUGAAGGUAAUAAUGAAAAUAUAAAUUGUAUAACACAUGGUAAACCACCACCAAAAGUAUCAUGGAUUAAAUCAAUAACAAAAGAAAAUGUAACAACAAUUCCACGUUUUGGUGUUGAUGAAGUUACAGGUACAAUGACAAUAACAAAUGUACAAUCAAGUGAUAGUGGUGAAUAUGAAUGUAUAGCAACAAAUGAUGCUGGUAGUGAGAAUGAAUAUGUUAAAAUUAUUGUAAUUGAAAAACCAAAAAUAAUGGAUUUUUUAAAUAGAACAGUUGCUGAAGGUAAAGAAGUUGAAAUAACAUGUAAAGCAUUUGGUCGUCCACCACCAGAAGUUGUAUUUAAAAAACAAGGACAAUUAUUACCAUUUACAAAAGGUAUACAAGCAACAGAUGAUCGUAUUAUAUUAAGUAAUAUUAUUGACAAUGCUAAAGGUGAAACAGUUGGAUCAUUAAAUAUACAAAAUGCAUUUAGACGUGAUGAUGGUAUUUAUGAAUGUAUUGCAACAAAUAAAGUAUCAUCAGCAUAUAAAAAUGGUCAUUUAACUGUUGAAUAUGCACCAUCAUUUUCAUCAAUGUCAAAUAAAACAGAAUGGUCAUGGGAUGGAAGACCAGUUAAUUUAAGUUGUAUUGCUGAAAGUAUACCAAAUGCAACAAUACGUUGGCGUCAUAAUGAUCGUGAUAUUAUGAAUAGUGAAUUAAAUAAUGCUGCAUUUACUGAACGUGGACAUGGACCAAUAAGUGUAUUAACAAUAACACCAUUUGAUAGAAGAUAUUAUGGUGAUUAUAGAUGUAUUGCAACAAAUUUACAUGGUGAAGCAUCACAUGUAUUUCAUUUACGUGAAGCACAAAAACCAGGACCAAUUGAACAAGUUAAAAUAACUGAAAUAACAGCAACAACAAUGAUAUUUGAUAUAACAUUACCAUCAACUGAUGAAGAUUUACCAAUUGAUCUUAUUAUUGUACAAUGGAAACUACAAGAUUCACCUGAUUGGAGUAAUGCUAAAAAUAAAACAUGGUCACCAAAUAGCUUGUAUGCUGUUGAAUAUUUAGAACCAGCAUUAUUUUAUGAAUUUCGUUUUAGAGCUAAAAAUCGUGCUGGUGAAGGUUUAUGGACUAAAAAUUAUAUUGAAUCAACAAAAUCACGUAGUGCACCAUCACAACCAAAAUUAAUAACAAAAUCACAAAAUAUGGAAUAUGAAUUAUCACCAUUUUCUUAUCAAUAUGAAAUAAGUUGGAUUAAACCACAAGAUAAUGGUGAUAUGAUUAUUAGAUCAAAAAUUCAUUAUUGUAAAAUAACAAAAAAUAAAAAUACAAAUGAUUGGGAAGUUGAAAAAUCAACGUGUUCAACUGAAGUUGUCAAGAGAGAAAUAUCAUCUGUUAUGCUCAGAGAUUUAUCACCAGAUACAUUUUAUCAAGCUGAAAUUAUUGUUCAAAAUAGUCUGGGAGAAAGUAAACCAGGUGUCAUUAAAUUUUAUACUGCUAAAGCAUCAACAAUGCCAACGAGAAAAGAUCGUGAUACAACAUCAAGUUUAGCUCUGAUUGGAGUUGUCAUUGCUGCUGUUUUCAUUCUCAUCAUUGUCAUUGACAUCAUAUGUUGCUGUUUCUUAAAAAUUGGAGUUAUAUUCUAUUUCUGCGAAAGAUCAAAGAGAAAACCAGUCGAUGAAGAAGAUGCCAAGCUUGGAAGUCUUUACGGUUGGCGGUUCCCAUUGCCAUAUUGCGAUCAAAAAAUGGCCAAUGUUGCCGGGGUUACGGCCAUCCAAGAGUCGGGUAAUGGAAAGAAUACCAUUACGUUGGUCAAACAUACGUCAAUAGAAGAGAAAGAACCAUUGAGAGAAGAAAAAAAAAUAACACCAAUUAUUGAUACUGGCUUGAGGCGAGAAACAUCAAUAACAUUUGAUGGCAAACGUUCUGUUUCAAAGACUGGCUUUGUUGGUAAAGACUCAGCUGUCUAGAUAUUCUUCCGGCGUACUAGAUUGUAAAUUAUUUCAUUUUUCCACAUAAACAAUGACAAAUGUUGUUAACGAAAAAAGAAAAAAAAUUACUUUUAUCAUUGUAAUAAAUACCUUUAAUUUGUCAAUUGGUUUAACAACAUCAUGUGGAAAAAAUAUAACAAAACUUGAUUAAAUAUAAAAUUCAAUAAAAUGAUUUUUAUCUUUAAAUAUCAAGUUUAUUUUUUUCGAUAAACAUGACUACAUGUCAUUUAUUCCGAAUGCGACUAAUUGCACCUGUCAGUAAAGUGUUUAAUUUAAUAUAAAUUUCAUAAAGUUAAAUAAAUCAUACAAAUUUGUGUACUGAGAAUGAAAAAAAAAAAAUAAUAAUGCGUCAUGAACAAUCAAAUCGUUCGUAUAAAAAUUGUUGAAAUGAAAAAAAUAAAAAUAAAAGAUAAAUCACAGAGGGAAAAUGAUAAAAAAAUAUAAUUUGUUGAUUCAAUUUAACAAAAAAAAAAAAAAAAACACAAUUAUUAAUAUUAUUUCUACUAAAAUCACAUGAUUAUUAUUCAUGUUCUUUUCGUUUCUUGAAUAACAAAUUGUACAAAUUUUGUGACUCAUAUAGUCAAAGGAAAAAAAAAAAUAUGUAAGAAAUAUUCAUGAACCCUUUUAUCAUUUAAAAGAAAUAAAAUCCAAAAAUUUCUAUAGAAAUAUUUACCCCUAAAAUAACAAAAAUAUAUAGAGAAAGAAAAAAAAUAUAUAUCAUGGAUUGUACAGUUGUGUGUAGGUGUAUUUAUCCGUCGGAAAUAAACAAAAAAAAUUAAAUGAAAAAAAAAAAAUUUAAUAAUAAUAUCGUUAAAGGAAAUAAUAAUCAACAAAUGCUUGUCUAAUUGUUUCUAAUAAUAAGCAAACUAGUACGCUGGAUUAUUUUAUAAUAAUUUAAGAAAGACGAAUGAAAAAAUAAAAAAUAAUGUACUAUUAUCGAGAUUUAAUUGUCGAGAUAUAAUUUUAGAUUUAUAAAAAUUAUUAGACUUUGAAGUUGCGCCUGUGUGUGUAUAUAUAACUAUACUUUUCGAUAAAAAAAAAAAAGGAACAAAUAUCUGUGGAGUUUUGAAAAUAAUAAGUAAAAUAAUUGAUAAUGAUUUAAAAAGAAAAUCAAGAUGACAGACUCGCCAAUAUUCAUACAGUAUCAUUUUCUUUUUGAAGACUGAUUCAUUUAAGACUAACGAACAAAAUUGUGUCAUAAAAUUUUGAAUAAAAAGAAACAUAAUUAAUAAUUUUCCAUUUCGAUUGAAUUUUUAAUGACAAUAUUUAAGUAUGAAUCAUUUUUAAUAACUUUUUUUUUAAUACGAACAAAUUAUAAAUACAAUAUUAUUUUAAUUACUAUUUAAUUUCUUUUAAAUACUGUUUUAAUUGUUUGUUAAUUAUUAUUUUUUUUUUUUAAUCGUUCAAUGUCUUAUUGACAUUUGGCGAUAAUAAAUAUCUUAAUAUUUAUGUAUAGUAUACUUAAAUAAUUAAUAAGAACAAAAUAAAAAAAAUGUAAACAUGGAAAUGUAAAAUUUUUAAUAACAUUUUUUGCACAAAUUAUUAUUGUCAGCUGACUUUUUAUUGAUAAAAAGUUAAUUAGUAUUGAGCAUGAAAAAUAUAAAAGUAAAAAUUAUUAUAUAAUGUGCAAAAGGUGUCAUUGAAAUAGCCUGGUGUACUAAAAUGGCUUAAUGAAUGCGUUUGAUGACAAAAAGAAAAAAAAAAGUAAAAAUAGAAAAAAAAAAAAAAAAAAA